AUGGCAGUUGCUGGAACGGAAGAUCCUUGCCUUGAACGACAUUUCAAGGGACACAAAGAUGCAAUCACCUCAGUAGAUUUUAACCCAAACAUGAAACAGUUAGUUUCUGGUUCUUUGGAUUCAUCCUUGAUGGUUUGGCAUUUCAAAGAUCGAAUGAGAGCCUACAGGUUUAUGGGACACAAAGAUGCAGUGCUCCAUGUCUGUUUUGCCCCAACUGGAAACCUUAUUGCUUCUGCAUCUCGUGAUCAGACCGUCCGACUUUGGGUUCCAUCAGUGAAUGGGUCUUCGAAAACACUCCGCGCACAUAUCUCUGCUGUUCGUAGUGUUGAGUUUAGUCAUGAUGGAGCCAGUAUGUGCACAGCUUCAGAUGAUAAAACUGUCAAGAUUUGGUCUACUAGCCGCCAGAAAUUUCAAGUAAAUUUACAUGAACAUUCCAACUGGGUACGAAUUGCAAGAUUUUCUAAAGAUUCCAAGCUUGUGGCUUCAGGGAGUGAUGACAAAACUCUGCGUUUAUGGGACAUACGGUACAAGAAAAGUAUUCAAACUUUUAAUGAUACAGGAUUUAUUUAUGAUCUUCAAUUUCAUCCAUCUGGAUUAGCAGUAGCUUCUGUAGGCAGUGACAGUUGUGUCAAAAUGUGGGAUAUUCGAACUAAAAAACGGCUACUUCAUUUUACAGAUCAUGCAGGUCCAGUGAAUAGUGUCUCACUUCACUGUUCUGGAAAUUACCUUCUCUCUGCCUCUGAUGACGACACAUUAAAAAUUUUUGAUCUUGCUGAAGGUCAUUUAUUUUACACGCUUCAUGGUCACCAGAAUGGCGUCACUGCUUGUGCAUUUUCUCCUAACGGACAUUAUUUUGCAUCUGGUGGAGGAGACAAUCAGAUUUUGGUAUGGAGAACUAAUUUUGAUGUCUUUGAUGAAAGUGAGGUGCUAAACAGAGAGAAAAAAGAGAAUUCUCAAUGUUGUGAUUACAAAGAGGUAAAUAAUUCUCCAUUUACUAUUGAUACUUGCAAACCAACCUCACCACCAAGCUUCCCAUUUGAAAGGACACGCAUCAGUACACCUAAGCAAAAUAAAGGACAAGAAGACUUGAUCAGGGAAAACAGUGAACAAAAAAAAGCUGUUCUUGAAAGUCAAAGUAAUACCCAUGAAAACAUCUCAGCAAGUUUUUCUCAAUGGAACAAUGUUGGUUCAUCUGUAGCACAAACUUUAUCAAAUAUCAUUGACCAGUUGACAAUAAUUACUCAGACAAUGAGUUUCAUGGAGAAACGUCUUGCUUUGUAUGAAGAUAAACUGAAAGAAGUUUCAGAUCAGACUAGCCAAAUGUCACUGUUUGAAGAGAAACUUAAUUCAUAUGAAAUUAAACUAAAAGAUGAUGAUGCUAAAAGAUUUCAAAGGAUGAAACUCAUGCAACAACGGAUUGAAGAACUUGAAAAUAAAGUAAAGAAUAUGGCUUCAGAGAAAACUACAGAAUAG
Messenger RNA from Acanthosepion pharaonis, 1473 nucleotides. The record is from the annotation of a GenBank genome assembly. NCBI's taxonomy places the organism in Eukaryota, Metazoa, Mollusca, Cephalopoda, Sepiida, Sepiidae.